This is a messenger RNA of Amphibalanus amphitrite, 3580 nucleotides long. Its product is annotated as 1,5-anhydro-D-fructose reductase-like. The coding region runs from base 115 to 1089 and encodes 324 amino acids. Gene Ontology annotation, cellular component: cytosol. NCBI's taxonomy places the organism in Eukaryota, Metazoa, Arthropoda, Thecostraca, Balanomorpha, Balanidae. Gene Ontology annotation, molecular function: aldose reductase (NADPH) activity. The transcript has a single exon. The record is from RefSeq and is a predicted model, not a curated record.
CCGUUGCCAGUUGAGGCUCGUCGCUCGCACCGCCUACAACGGCUGUAGCUUCUUCGCCGCGCCGUUCUAUAGCUUCCCCAAGACUUAAACGUAUCCUGGAUAGUCGAACCAGCCAUGGUGCCCUCUGUGGAGCUCAACAAUGGACAGAAGAUGCCGCUGCUCGGCCUCGGCUGCUGGCAGGCACCGGGAGAUGAGGUAGCUGCCGCCGUGGAGGCCGCCCUGCUGGCCGGAUACCGGCACAUCGACACCGCCUACAACUACCUGAACGAAGACGGCGUCGGCCGCGGCAUCAAGGCCGCCAUCGCCUCUGGUAAGAUCAAGAGAAGCGACAUAUUCGUGGUGACCAAGCUGCCAAACAUCGGCAUGCAGGCUGGGAAAGUGGAGAAGUUCCUGAGAAAGUCGCUCAAGUCGCUGGGCCUGGAUUAUAUAGACCUGUAUUUGGUCCACGUUCCUAUCGGUCUGGUGGAGAGGAGCGAGACAGAUGUGUUCCCCUUCGAAAACGGGAAGCUUCUGAUGGACUUCUCGACUGACCUGAUCGCCAUAUGGAAGGAAAUGGAGAGGAUGGUCUCCGUGGGGCUGACCAAGUCCAUCGGCGUGUCCAACUUCACCGUGAAGCAGGUCCGCAAGAUCCUGGCCAUCGCCAAGAUUCCGCCGGCUGUGCAGCAGGUCGAGUGCCACGUCUACUUCCAGCAGACAGAGAUGCGGGAGAUGUGCAAACAGCACAACAUCGCCUUCACUUCCUACUCCUCACUGGGAUCGCCCGGCAGCAAAAUGUUCAUGGAAAAGAUGGGGAUGAAGGUCGAGCUGCCGGACCUGCUUAGUAACCCCGUGGUGCGUCUGGUGGCCGAGAAACACAAACGGACGGCGGCCCAGGUGCUGCUCAGGUUCCUGGUUCAGCAGGACAUCAUCGUCAUCCCCAAAUCAGUCAAAGUGGAACGAAUCAAGCAGAACGGCGACCUAUUCAGCUUCAAGCUGGACGAGGUGGACAUGGGGGCUCUGCGUCUGUUGGACCAGGGAGAGGCCGGCAGAAUCGUCCGAAUGAAGGACCUGUUCCCCAACUCCGACAUGCAUCCCGAAGCUCCGCACUAGACUGAGCCUUUUGGCACUAUUUUGAUGGUCAAAUGUCCUAUGUUUCUCUGGAAGUCAUCAGGUGCGUUUGGAGAGAUAUUCGAGAGAUAUUUUCGUGGUAUUUGUAUUUGUUGCUUUGGUUUUGGUGCAUGGCGCUUAGCAUUAUGUACAAAUAAUCUGUGGUGUGUGAGGUUUUUCGGCGACUCCUGCUUUGUGCCGUAAUAAUUGAUGCGUUUUGUCUCACGCCAGUGUCGAUGCAGCCUCGGCCGUGCCUGGUUGAGGUGUUGAUAGUGUCAUUUCUGACUUCCAUGAGCUACUUUCGGUGCCGGUGUUGCUCUGCUUAUAUUGUAGCCUCGGAGUUGUGUGAAUAAAGUUCAUCCUAAGCUGAAGCGGGCUCGUGGCAAUGGACGACAGCGGCAUGUUUCUGGAUGUUGGCGUUGGCUUACUACAUGAUAUUAGACUAUUUCUGGAUGUUGGCGUUGGCUUACUACAUGAUAUUAGACUAUUAACUGGGGAACGACGACACGAUGUGCAUCACACAUCUCUCGACCAGUCUCUCACACUAGUUUGUCUUCUAAAACGUAAGGUAAUCACAUUUUUCACCAAACCUGCAGCUGUUUUGUUUAAGGGCACACCACAUUGACCUUCAACUCGUCCCCUGCGGAGCGCUAUAAAAGGGUGAUUGUCUGACCUGUUGUCUACCUGAGCAUCUCUCACGGUUCGUGUCCGGCUUGGUCGGGUCCGAACUGCGACCGGUCGGCACCGGCCGGGCCGCUCGCUCUGUCCGUCUCCCUGACCUUGGCCGGCGCGUCCCCCCGACGCGGGUUGGCCGGAUGACGCAGCACCGCGCCGUCCCGCCGCGCAGUCGGAGCCGAAUGCUAUCAUACGAGGACACACGAUAGGCAGUUGGACGCACUGACCAAUCUAGUGGCCGUGUUCGUGUGGAGGUACUUGUGAGUAAAAGCAAUCAAACAAUGUUAGACGAGUACAUUUGAGUACAGCGCGAUGGACCGACUCUCUGGCAUACUCGUAUGCAGUAUGUCAGCAUGACUGGGCUUUUCUACACGGUUCUGGGCGGUUCGCAGUGCUGGUCAUGGUCCCCACCUGAGGACAGGGCAUUCACGUGUCGCCGGCGGCUCGAUAAAGGCCCUCUCUGGGCCGGCGGCCGCAUUCGGAGCUCAGAGUCCGUGCUAUCCGCAGCGUCCAUCUCCGCUCGCCCACCGCCCCCAGCUGAUUCUCAGUGUGAAGCGGAAACGUCAGUGACGAACCAUGGGAUCGUCUGUUGAGCUCAACAAUGGACAGAAGAUGCCGCUGCUCGGCCUCGGCUGCUGGCAGGCACCGGGAGAUGAGGUAGCUGCCGCCGUGGAGGCCGCCCUGCUGGCCGGAUACCGGCACAUCGACACCGCCUACAACUACCUGAACGAGGACGGCGUCGGCCGCGGCAUCAAGGCCGCCGUCGCCACCGGUAAGGUCAAGAGAAGCGACAUUUUCGUAGUGACGAAGCUGCCGAUGAUCGGGAUGCAGGCGGGUAAGGUAGAGAAGUACCUCAGGAAGUCGAUAAAGGCUCUCGGUCUUGACUACGUUGACCUGUAUCUGGUUCACGCACCGCUAGGAUUCGCUGAGAGGAGUGAGUCAGACCCCUUCCCGAUGGACAACGGUAAGGUUGUUCUGGACUGCUCAACCGAUUUGAUUUCCGUAUGGAAGGACAUGGAGAAGAUGGUCUCCUUGGGCUUGGCGAAGUCGAUUGGAGUGUCCAACUUCACCGACAAACAGGUCCUCAAGAUCGUGUCGAAUGCCAAGAUCCCACCUGCAGUACACCAGGUCGAGUGUCACGUCUACUUCCAGCAGCUGAAGAUGCGCGAGGUCUGCAAGAAGUACAACAUCGCCAUCACGGCCUACGCGCCUCUGGCCUCUCCCGGCAGGAAGGUGCUCUAUGAAAAGCGCGGCGUCAAGAUCGAGCUGCCCGACCUGCUGAACAACCCCGUGGUACGUCUGGUGGCCGAGAAACACAAACGGACGGCGGCCCAGGUGCUGCUCAGGUUCCUGGUCCAGCAGGACAUCAUCGUCAUCCCCAAGUCAACCAACGCUGGUCGCAUCAAGCAGAACGGCGACAUCUUCAGCUUCAAGCUGGACGAGCUAGACAUGGAAGCCCUGCGUUUCUUGAAUCAAGGAGAGGCCGGCAGAAGCUUCACCAUGCUCUCGUUCCCUGGCGUUGAACGUCACCCCGAGUGUCCAUUCUAAGUGAAAAAUGUUACGCGUUUCUUAUUCACAAACAGCUGUUUGUUGGUUGUCCUAUUAGCAUAUUUAGAGGAAGAAAUGUAUUUUGUUGUGACGCAUUGCAGAUCCUCUGACCUGGCAGUGUCGCGAGGUUUGUUGCUCCUCUGUACCGUCCGCAGUGAGUCGGUGUCGUCGUUUUGCAUCGUUUUUGCUGUGUGCAGACGUGAGACUAGUCGCUUAUAUCUUCCAUUGUACUGCCAAACGUGCUAUAUCAAGUCCUAAAUGGUCAUGCCUU